This is a messenger RNA of Arachis stenosperma, 1261 nucleotides long. Its product is annotated as BAG family molecular chaperone regulator 4-like. The record is from RefSeq and is a predicted model, not a curated record. The transcript is spliced from 4 exons. Gene Ontology annotation, biological process: protein stabilization. Gene Ontology annotation, cellular component: cytoplasm. Gene Ontology annotation, molecular function: adenyl-nucleotide exchange factor activity; protein-folding chaperone binding. The coding region runs from base 110 to 886 and encodes 258 amino acids. NCBI's taxonomy places the organism in Eukaryota, Viridiplantae, Streptophyta, Magnoliopsida, Fabales, Fabaceae.
AACCAGACGCUGCUUUGGAGUCCGGUUUGCAUAUCUAAUGAAGUAAUGCAGUUCGUCUGGUCAAACGUAAGUCCAAACUUCAUCGCACUCUGCCACUCUCAAUCGCAAAAUGCAACCCUCCUCUGCGUUUUGCCAAACACCCGCUUCGCUUUCCAUGGACACCAACGCCCCAAAUCUUGCCACCGCCGGAACCCCUGACGACGGCGGCGGGCCCGAAAUCAAGGUCAACGUUUCCCAUGGUCCCUCUCACCACGAGGUCCACCUUCCAGCCCAAUCAACUUUCGGGGAUCUCAAGAAAUUGCUUGUGCAUAAAACUGGUUUAGAGCCUGAACAGCAACGACUUUUCUUUAGAGGAAUAGAAAAGGAUGAUAAACAACACUUGCACCAGGAAGGUGUGAAGGACAAGUCCAAGCUUUUGCUUUUGGAAGAUACUGCUAGCAAAGAGAAGAAACUUGAGGAAGCCAGAAAACAAAAUGAGAUGUCAAAAGCUUCUGAAGCUGUUGCCGGAGUUAGAGCUGAGGUGGACAAGCUUUCCUAUAGGGUGAGUUCCCUGGAAGCGGCUAUUAAUGGGGGGAACAAGGCUUCUGAGAAAGAGUUUCUUGUGUUGACGGAGUUGCUUAUGAAGCAAUUGCUGAAGCUGGAUACUAUUAAGGCUGAAGGUGAAUCGAAGUUGCAGAGAAAAGCUGAGGUACGUCGUGUGCAGAGCUUGGUCGAUACCCUAGAUGCUCUAAAGGCACGAAAUGCCAACCCUUUUAGCAGCAGUGACAAUGGUGUGAAAGUUACAACCCAAUGGGAGACCUUUGACUCCGAAAUGGGAAACUCUAAUGCCCCACCUUCAACAUCAUCUUCUACUAAAGUAACUGAAGACUGGGAACGGUUCGAUUAGCUAAUAAGUUGCUGUGGAACACUAAAUUAUAAAGUUUAUACAACACCAUAGGGUUGGACUUUGAUGCUUCAUUAUUUAUUCAAGGUUCAAUCUUUCUUAAGUUUGCCGUAUAUUUCUUGGCACAAAGAUAAGAUUGCUGGUUAGCUUGUGAAGUAGGUGGCAACAAUUCUGGUAGCAUAAGGAUUCUUUCCCUUAAUAGAGGUAAGACUGAUAGCACUUAAUCCUCUGCAGACUUCAUAAUAUUUUGGACAUGAGAUGGGAGCCCCAUUUUCUUAGUUUUAGAACUAAACAUGUGUAUAAGUUAAAUUGUAUUCUUUUAGUUGAAUAGUAUUCCUGCACUGUUAUGGUUAAUGACUUAACGCAUUUUUAUUUAAA